Messenger RNA from Eremothecium cymbalariae DBVPG#7215, 363 nucleotides. RefSeq names its product Tda2p (gene TDA2). The transcript has a single exon. The record is from RefSeq and is a predicted model, not a curated record. Lineage: Eukaryota; Fungi; Ascomycota; Saccharomycetes; Saccharomycetales; Saccharomycetaceae. Bases 1 to 363 code for a protein of 120 amino acids.
AUGGUAGGGGAUAUUGAUCACGUGCAUGGGGAAUAUAAGAUUUAUGAGGUUGAGGAAAAUGCGACAAAUAAGAAUUGUCCAUUUACCGCUGAGCGGUUAAGAGAGAUUUUGGACCAGGAAUUCGGGGAACAAGAGGAAUACUUGGGGGAUUUGACAAGUGUGGUUGAGCGUUUAAAUGAGAUAUCAUCGCAAUACAAGUAUUUAGUCAAUGUUACGGAAGUUCAGGGAAUUGGAACCCCUGGAAUGGAGGUUCAUGGACGGUUAGGAGCUUCUUGGGAUGCAGAACGGGACGGGCAACUAACACAUAGGGUAUCCAGGAACGAUAGGGAGGUGUUGAUAAGUGUUGUAUGGAUUAGUAAGUAG